UUUAUUUUAGUAUUUAAAUUAUUUAUUUGUAACUCUUUUAAGGUUUCAUUUUUAGGAGCUGUCGGUGCCUCCACCAUGUCGGCUGCUCGUGCCGGCAUGCGGAGGCACCACAGCGUUCGCUUUUUAUACAAAGAGGCCAAUGGUAAGCUCCUGGGGAUGUCACGUCUUGACUUUUCCAGGAAGCUAAUCCAGAAAGCCCUUAAUUUUAAAGCAACAGAAUUGAAUUGUUUAAUGACUCUACCUCUGAACAAAGGUUUUGACGUAAGUUUUAGAUCUGCUUCCCUGUUACAAGAUUUCUGGCAAAGAUUUGUGGAUUGUAAGACCCAGUUCUCCAUGUUCAAUGUUGAGAAACUUUCUGACAACUCUCUUAAAACAGUUAUUGUUAGAAUGUUCAAUGAAACAGUGAGUGGAGAUGAUAUUGCUGUAUGGCUGGGUAGAUUUUGCACGGUUCGAAGUCAACCAGUCAGGGUGCUUGACGAAGACGGCAUCUGGAAUUGCGCUUGGAGAGUUCCCAUCAAACAGUGGGAAGAUCCAAGCGGAUUCCAGGGUCUAAGUCAUUUACCCUCGAUGAUUGUGUUGGGAGAGAACCGCGGCUACAUUCAUUAUCAGGGAAUGCCCAAAUUGUGCAGAAAGUGUGGGAAAAUGGGACACCUUGCUGAAGCAUGCCAAGAAAUUGUGUGUGGGAAGUGUAGAGAAAUUGGUCAUAUCUUUGAGGAAUGUACCAAUGGCAGACGGUGCAAUCUCUGUGGUGAAACCAACCAUUUCUACAGAGAUUGCCCUAAAAGCUUUGCCAACAAACUGAAAAGUGACAAAAUGGCCGCCCCACAAAAGGAGCAAACAGAGGAACAAAGGAAAGAGGUGGAGCCUGAGGAUUUGGCGGGAAUUUUAAAUUCCCAGCCAUCCUCAGGCAUUGGACAAGUAAGAGGAUGUGGGGCGGCCACAGGGGCGGAGCCAAGUUUUAAUACUGAACAAAGGGAGGAAGUUGUUACCCAACAGGAAGAAAGUAAAAAGGACAUGGAGGAGGAAGAGGAUGGAACAACUUCCUCCCUAUAUACCGUUUCAGAGGUUAGUGUGGUGGAUAGUGAGAGUGAAACUGUUUGCUCACUCCCCAGUGCUCAAGUGCAGAAAAGGACUGCGAGAUCUCCUCUGUUACAAACAGAGGAGAAAAGGCUGCGGGCAGCGCAUCGGCUAGAUAGUUCCGCGUCGGAAGAUCUAGACCGUAUGUGGCCUGCAGAGUCUCCCAAUGAAGUCUCUUUCCUGCACAUCAAGCUGAGAUCAUCAUCACCUGAAGAGCCACAAGAGGUUUUCUCUGUGGACUCUGAAGUGGUGAGCAUUUGCCAUCCUGAUCCCAGUCUUUCUGGGGAAAAGGAGAGGCAAAUGCCACAUGAAAUAACAUGAUUUUAAUGUAACUUUCUGCAGUCUUUUUAUUUGUUUUUCUUCUUAAAUGUUUGUAUUUUUAACCAUACUGCUCAUGGCCCUCACUAUCUCUACAAUUAAUGUGAGAAGUGUGAGGUCUACUCUUCGAGCACAGAGUGUUUUAUCAAGUUUAAAAAAUUUUAAGUCAGAUAUUUAUUUAUUGCAAGAGUGUGCUCUGCCUUUUUUAACAAACUACAGGAGAUGGCAAGAACUUUGGACUCCAGGAACCUCCAUCUGGAGUGGCUCCAAUUUUAACAAAAAUGACGGUGUUGCCUUUUUAAUUAAUAAUCCCAACAUCUUGGUGAAGGGCAGCACUGUGGUGAGGGAUGGGCGGGCAAUUUUAGUUAAUCUGACUUUUUUAGUCCCCCAAGAAGAUUCCUGGCCAACCUGGAGAGGGCGGUAUUUUAUUUCCUGUGGGGGUCCAAGUGGGAACGAUUGAAGAGGGAGGUCGUUAAAAAAAGAAAAGAGAAUGGCGGAAAAGGCCUCCCAGACCCCCACCUGUUUUUAGGAAGCCGCUUUGCCGCCCUCCACAUCCAAUAUGCAUUGACCCCAUCCAGAGAGAACAAGACAGCGGCUAUGGCUCGUUUCUGGAUGGGGUCAUACCUGAGAGCGCUGAGAGUUUUACCAAUUGAUCUUAAAAGUCCAGUGUCUUUUAAUUUGCCAAAAGAGUACAGUUUUAUUAAGACAUUUUUAAAGAAACACCUAUUAGAAGGAAAUGAUGCCACCAUUUUAACUAAUCACAAGUCUUUGAUCUCUCUUGUGCAGGAUCGAGAAACGGUGAGUCCAAUCCCAGGCCUUACGUUAAAUGAGGUCAAACAAGUUUGGCGGAACGUUGCCCACCCAGCUCUCCAGAACAGGCACAAAGACUUGGCGUGGAUGGUGGCCCAUGAGAUCCUCCCGGUCAGGGCGGUUAUGCACUCCAGAGGCAUGGCCAAAAACGCUACCUGCCCACGG
Ctenopharyngodon idella (grass carp) is the source of this 2370-nucleotide messenger RNA. RefSeq lists its product as uncharacterized. The coding region runs from base 76 to 1398 and encodes 440 amino acids. Gene Ontology annotation, biological process: activation of innate immune response. The transcript is spliced from 2 exons. Lineage: Eukaryota; Metazoa; Chordata; Actinopteri; Cypriniformes; Xenocyprididae. The record is from RefSeq and is a predicted model, not a curated record. Gene Ontology annotation, molecular function: double-stranded DNA binding; zinc ion binding; RNA binding.